Molecule: messenger RNA, 3221 nt
Organism: Neocloeon triangulifer
Lineage: Eukaryota; Metazoa; Arthropoda; Insecta; Ephemeroptera; Baetidae
Gene: Kif19A
Product: kinesin-like protein KIF19
Exons: 16
Coding region: 12-2735 (907 amino acids)
Biological process (GO): microtubule-based movement
Molecular function (GO): microtubule motor activity; ATP binding; microtubule binding
Source: RefSeq, a predicted model, not a curated record
CUUGCGUCGAAAUGACGAUGACGCCCGCCGAAAACGCCCUGGACAACGACGAGGAAGACAUGCUCAGAGCGGAGCGCGAACCGGAAUUGGUGGAGGAGGAAGAGGAGGAGGAAGAAGAACACGACGUCAUCCAGAUCCAGGUUCCUACUUUGCCGCGCGUUCCGGACCAAAAACCGAAGGCGGCGAAGAAAAUCGACAACCCUCCUGAGGACCGACUUGUUGUUGCUGUGCGGCUUCGUCCUCACGACGACACAAAGGACAUCAGGAGGUCUGUCUACGCUUUAGAUGACAAGACGGUGAUAGUGAGAGAAAAGGACAACAUGAAAACAGACGUUUUGCGGCAAAAGAGAAUUUCCGACAGGCAAUACGAGUUUGAUCUUGUCCUGGACGAAGACGCCACUCAAGAGGAAGUUUACGAAGGAACGACCAAAUCUUUAGUGGAAAAAGUGGUCCGCGGCGGAAACGCCACCGUUCUUGCUUAUGGGGCGACGGGCGCGGGCAAAACCUACACAAUGGUGGGCACGGCCGACGAGCCUGGGGUCAUGGUCAGGGCCCUGGAUGACCUUUUCAAAGAAGCUGCCCAGCUGGACAACGAAAAUUCAGAGAUGAAGGAAAAAAACGAGUCUGAAUCUGACGUGAGCAGCGAGACGCCGGUGACGUGGAGGAACCAGAAGAAACGGCCACCGGUCCCUGCCCGCCAGGUGACCAUGUCCUACCUGGAGGUUUACAACGAGAAGAUCAAAGACCUGCUCAACCCCAGUUCGCAGCAGUUGGAGCUGCGCGAGGACAGCAGUGGCGGCGUCAGAGUGGCCGGUCUCUCGGAAGUUUUUGCUCAAUCUACUGAAGAGGUGUUGAAAUUGCUGCAGAGGGGAAAUAAAGCGCGGUCGGUCGAGCCGACCGCAGCAAACAGAACUUCCUCCAGAAGUCACGCGAUGCUCCAAGUGUCUGUUUUGGGCAACGGGCAGCCCGAAGGACGCUUGCUCAUGGUGGAUCUCGCUGGAUCCGAAAGAGCUUCACAAACGCAGAACCGAGGCAAGCGUCUUCAGGAGGGCGCGCACAUAAAUCUGUCUCUGCUGGCGCUGGGCAACUGCAUCACAGCGUUGGCCAGGGGAGGCGACGUUCGCCACAUCAACUUCCGCGACUCGAAACUGACCCGCUUGCUGAAGGGUGCGCUGACCGGCGGCGGCAGCAAACUCAGCUGCGUCAUGAUCGCGCACGUGGCGCCAGGGUCGGUGCGCCGAGAGGAGUCGCGAACGACCCUUUUGUACGCGGAAAGGGCGGCCAGGAUUUCGCUGGCGGCCGCGCAAAAUAACCGGCCGGCAGGGUACAUGGCCGCUCAGGCCACCAUCAGGGCCGAGAAGAAAAGACUCAGGGCCGAAAUCGAAAUGAUGCGCGCCAGACUGGACGUCGAAAGGUCAAAUUCCGACGAGGUGAUUGUUGCGAAUAACAACCCUUCGGCGCGAGUGCACCACAUGAGUCACCACCCUGUCAUGAUCCGAAAUCAGCCGAAAAGUGCGGCCAUGCACCACAUGCAGAGUGACGAACUUGCCGACAUCAAAGAACAGAUUUUGGCCUCCUUCAGAGAUCAAAUGAGAGCCAGGAGAAGAUUAUUAGAGGUGGACAGCCAACUUUUGGGCCUGGGCAUGUUAUCGGACAGGUAUAACCUGACCCUGAGGCGGUGGGAGGCGAAACAUGGGCAGUUGUACAAGGCGGCGCGAAUGGGCAGAUCUGGAAAAAAGUCUCACACAGACCCUGAAGAUUCAGAUUACACGACUCAGUUGGAAGAAGAAGCGCAACAAGCUUGGAGAGAGUUGUGCAGAAUUGAAAGGGAACAGGAGCACCUGAAUGCUGUGCGGGCAGACGCCCAGAACGACCUGGAGAAAAGUAGACAGCGGGCAAAUAUUUUGGAACAAGAGUUAUCAAAAAGGGUAGGCAGCGAAUGGGGCGAAAGAGAGUUGCUGGCCUUAAUCUGCAGAGUUCACGAGCUCGAGUUGGAAAGGUUGGAGGCCCACGGCGCUGCCCUGGCCAGGGAGCAUGAACUUCGCAGACGGCAAAGUGCCCUGAGAAGACACGAACGCCAGCGACAAAUCUGCGAUCAAAUUAUUACCCAGCAGAGACAAUUAAUUGAAGAGAGAUCUUUGGCGCUGCCUGACGAGCUGGAGGAACUUUACUCUGAGUACCUGAGGGAGGUGCAGACCUCAAGUUACAACGCCAGAGAGCCCGAAAUCGACACGCCGAGCACCGCCGACCGACUGAAUCUUCCGCCCAUCCUCACGGCCGAGAGUUUUUUGAGUCCAGCGCCGUCGCCCGUGGUCCAGUCGCAUUACACGCCAAGGAAGCCUCGGAUGAUGCGCACUUACAGAGGAAGCAAAGCCAACAAACACGAGCCGGAAAUUUACCAAAUUAGCACACCCGGCAGUUCUGGUGAUUCAAGCAGAGAUUCUCCUCUUCCUCCAAUACACAAUUCAGAUAUGACAUUCAGCUUGAGUCAAGCGAUGCACUUCAUGUCCUCUUCGCCUCGAGGGCAGCAGCACGUGUCCAUGUCGCCGUUGCCGCCGAUCAAGCCGCCGACCUCAGCCAAGUCGCACCACACGGCCUUUGGUCAUCCGCCUCCUGCGCCGGCCAAACCGUCGCGACUUCCGCGACCUGUGCCCAGUCGCAACGGUCGAAGCUCACGAAAUAGAAAGAAUAAAUUGAUGCCUCGGUCAAUCAGUGAUGAAGACUUGAGAGAAUAGAAGCAAUUUACAUUGAUGAUUUUUCUUUUCAUAAUUAAUGGGACCAGAUGAAAUUAAUGAUGUCACCAAACUCCAAAGCAAAUUAUGUGAUAAAAUUGAAUUAUCUGUUAAAUAAAUUUCUCUUCUAAUAUAUUAUGUAGCUCAUUAAUGAGGAAUAAACUUAAAAAUAAAAAUCCACAAGUGAUUUUUUGGCAUUUUUAUUAUUUUCUCUUUUUGUUUAUCGAUUGAUUUUAUUUUGUAAUAUAUUCCGCUGCUAACAUUAUUUCUCCAUACAAUAUUAUUUCAUGAUUUUUGUUUUUCUCCUCUUGACGGUGUGUAGCGUCUAUUAUUUAUUUACAAGGUAUACACUUAUAAAACAUAGUGAAGAAUAAAAUUGAUUUAUCCUUUUUUCUGUGUGUGUGUCACGUGUUUAUAUUAUUAAUAAUAAUAUGGAUUUCCCAUCAUAUUCUUGUUUUAAUAAGCUGAAAAUAUUACGUGUGUGUCAAA